CAAAUUGUUCCCAUCAUUAAAAAGACUGUACCUUGAUAAUAACAUGCUAAAUGGGACAAUUUCUGAAGAUCUUCGAUUUCCAACACAACUUGAGGAAUUAUCCUUGAUGUCAAACUCUUUGAAAGGUGUGUUAUCUGACUCCCAUUUCUAUAAUAUGACAAAGUUAAAGACAUUGAUGUUGUCAGAUAACUCACUCACGUUAGAAGUUAAUCAAAAUUGGGGUUCAACUUUUCAAUUGGAUAAUAUUGAAUUGAGGUCUUGCAAGCUUGGUCCUUUGUUUCCCAAAUGGCUAGAGAAACAAAACAAAUUUCAAUACCUUGACAUUUCAAAUAGUGGAAUAUCAGGUACGGUUCCAAAAUGGUUUUGGACCAAAUUUGGAUUGUCCAAUUGGAUGAGUAUUGAUAUUUCGUUUAAUAAUUUACAAGGUACGAUUCCAAAUUUGCCAAUAGAAAAUCAUUAUGAUUCUCUUAGUCUUGCAUCAAAUCAAUUUGAAGGUCAUGUUCCAUCAUUUUUACAAGGCUCAAUAUUUCUUGAUCUAUCAAACAAUAAAUUUACAAAUUCUUCUUGGUUUUUAUGGUCUAGUGGUGCAGUUGAUAAUUUAUACCAAUUAGACCUUUCAAAUAAUGAGUUUUCUGGACAAAUUCCGGACUGUUGGACCCAUUUCAAGUCAUUGGCUUACUUAAAUAUGAGUCAGAACAAAUUUUCUAAAACAAUUCCUACUUCAAUGGGAUCACUCCUUCAACUUCAAGUAUUGUUAUUGAGAAACAAUAACUUAACAGGUAUGAUUCCUUCCAUCUUAAAGAAUUGCACAAAUUUAGUGAUGGUAGACAUAGCAGGAAAUAUAUUAUCAGGAUCUAUCCCAGAUUGGAUCGGGAAUGAAUUAUCAAAGUUGCAAUUUUUAAGCUUAAGAAGCAAUUAUUUAUGGGGAAGUUUACCAUUGCAAAUUUGUUAUCUCAAAAGAAUUCAACUCUUAGAUCUCUCGCUAAACAAUUUAGCUGGACAAAUUCCUAAAUGCAUAAAAAACUUUUCUUCAAUGGCUCAAAUGACUUCGCUGAGAGAUUAUCAAAGUCAUCAAUAUUUGGUCCACACGAGAUACAUGACAAGUAACUAUUCAUACAAUUUGAAUACAUUUUUUAUGUGGAAAGGUUCUGAGCUAAUGUUCACAAACAUAGGAUUAUCACUUUUAAAAAGCGUUGAUCUCUCAGACAAUGAAUUAUCAGGAGAAAUUCCAAAAGAAAUAGAGGGUUUAUUUGGAUUGGUGUCAUUGAAUUUAUCAAGAAACCAAUUGACAGGGAAAAUUCCUUUAAAUGUUGGAGAGUUAACAUCACUUGAAUUUCUUGAUUUGUCACGAAACCAACUUGUUGGUUCUAUUCCUUCCAGUCUUGCUCAAAUUGAUCGACUCACUGUGUUAGAUGUGUCACAUAAUUACUUAUCUGGAAAAAUUCCAACUCGCACACAAUUACAGAGUUUCGAUGCAUCGAAAUAUGAAGAUAAUGUUGAUCUCUGUGGACCACCAUUAAAGAAAUGGUGUAUUGAUGGAGUGGCAAGAGAAGAACCGAUUGGUAAAUUUCAAGAGGAUGAUAAUUUGAUUUUCAAUCGUGAAUAUUAUAUAAGUAUGACAAUUGGAUUUGUUAUAAGCUUUUGGGGAGUGUUUGGCUCAAUCUUAAUAAUACGUUCUUGGCGUCAUGCAUAUUUCCAAUUCUUAAGUAAUUUAUCAGACAGCCUCUAUGUCAUAACAGUAGUGAAAGUUUUGAAGAGAUUACACACAACAUAUCAGGUAAUAUAUUUUAACCUUAUGUUACAAACUUAA
This is a messenger RNA of Vigna umbellata (rice bean), 1810 nucleotides long. The record is from RefSeq and is a predicted model, not a curated record. Lineage: Eukaryota; Viridiplantae; Streptophyta; Magnoliopsida; Fabales; Fabaceae.